AUGGAAAAUGCUGAUUUCGAAUUUAACAGAGGGGCCCCCAUGCAGCCACCAGGAGCUAGACCCCUGGUCGAUCCCGACGCAGAGGGCGAAGUGGAUCCGACAUUGUAUCCUCAACCUAAAGAUUCUACGCAUAAAAUCAGAGGAAAGACUGCUUUAAUAGAGAUGAUCUUUGGGCCAGUAGAUCAAGAACUGUUAGUCGUGAAGAGCUUCUAUUUCUUUUUCUACUCUGCUUUUGGAUCUCUCUUUCCACUGAUGGGUGUGUAUUUCAAGCAAAUGGGGAUGAACGCCAGUCAGAGCGGUUUUCUAAUAGGUUCCAGACCUUUUGUGGAAUUUUUAUCAGCGCCGUUUUGGGGUAGUCUAGCUGACAGGUGGCGUAAGGGAAAAAUUCUUCUUUUAGCAUCACUGGCGUCUUGGAUUGUGUUCACUGUUCCCCUAGGCUCUAUCCAACCCCCUGCAACUUCAUGUAUGGUGAUUAAAAAUAACACGGCGAUGCUAACGAGUCCUGAAGUAAAUAUUGGUAGGGUAAUCAUAACCAAAAGAUCAAUACGCAUGGACGUUCCAACUGAAACUAGUUAUCACGCUAAUGAUCAUGAAUAUACCAGUUUAUCCAGGAAACCAAGAGACCUUCGAGCAGUAUCUAUAAACGCUGGUCAAUCACCUAUUAACGUACAAUAUGCUUCUAACUACAAAGAAACAGAACACGAAAGUUGGGUCCAACCAAUUAUAUCAUCCAUAGUGUACCGAACCCAAGAUAUCCAAAAAGCAUUUUUCCUCUUACUGCUCUUAGUGGUCAUAGGAGAAUUUUUCAGUGCUCCAGCAGUAACGCUUGCAGACUCCGCGGUUUUGACGCUUCUCGGCGAAGAUGCUGACACCUACGGACACCAAAGGAUGUUCGGAUCAUUGGGUUGGGGUUUGGCUAUGUUCUUCGUUGGCAUAGCUCUUGAUCAUUCCACGGCUUUUCCGAACCAUCCAUGCGGUCCGGACAAGAAGGAAAAGAAUUACACAAUUUGUUUUGCUACGUUUUCAGUGCUGAUGGGAGCUGCGUUGAUCAGCGCCACGCAGAUCUCAUUCAAAUACGACGACCCUGUUCCGGAACUUGUAACUGAACAAAAGGCUUCUCCCACUGAGGAGGAUCGUAUGCAGGCGCAACUUGCCGAACAGCUUAAUCUUCCAUCUUUGGCGGAUACACGUGCGUCUGAUGUAGGAACGUUGCCCAAAGAGCAGAAGACAAAAAUUUUCGCUCAAACGACCAGAGAAAUUCCGGAAUGGUACACAGUAAUUAAACAAUAUAAAAAUUUAAAAUGCGCAUCAUUCCUCUUCGUAGCCUGGUUUAUGGGAUUUGGAAUAGGGCUCAUUUUCACUUUUCUAUUCUGGCAUCUCCAAGACUACGGCGGUUCACCGACGUUGUUCGGUGUUGCAUCAGUGAUCAACCACAUAUCAGAAAUAUUCGCUUACUUCUUCAGUUUUCGACUGAUCAGACAAAUGGGCCAUGUUAAAGUUUUGUGCCUUGGUCUAAUUGGCAACACACUGCGGUUUCUGUACAUUUCAUGGUUAACCAAUCCAUGGUGGGUGUUGCCAUUCGAAUUUAUGCAGGGAAUAACUCAUGCUGCUGUAUGGGCUGCUUGCUGUUCUUACAUAGCACAUAACACUCCAAUAGAACUACGCUCGUCAGCACAAGGAGUCCUUCAAGGUAUCCACCACGGUCUUGGUAGAGGUUGUGGUGCAGUUAUCGGUGGUAUAUUUGUAAGUUCCUUUGGAUCAAAGGCAACAUUCAGAGGAUAUGGAUUGGUUUGUCUUCUAGUACUUGCAGCCUUCAUUUUUAUAAACUUCUACAGAUUCGAUCAGGGUUUCGUUUCCGAUUUACCGCAGACAGAAGAUCCGAGACAAGUGGCUGAAGAAACCGCUCAUUUGGCACCGCAUGGAGUUCCCAGUAACCCAAUACCUCGGGCAUUAUCUAGUAGUAAGUUACACGAACUAUCUCAACAGGACGGAUACGGAGCUACGUAUCAAAUGGGGCAAGGUGGUACCCUAAACAUACCCGGAGCAAACCCUUUCAGUGCUCCCCAACCUCAACAACCUCAACAAUAUUCUGGAUUCGAGGUAAGAAAUGGGAACUACUAA
Molecule: messenger RNA, 2121 nt
Organism: Psylliodes chrysocephalus
Lineage: Eukaryota; Metazoa; Arthropoda; Insecta; Coleoptera; Chrysomelidae
Source: the annotation of a GenBank genome assembly